Messenger RNA from Stegastes partitus (bicolor damselfish), 891 nucleotides. RefSeq names its product G1/S-specific cyclin-D1-like. The transcript is spliced from 5 exons. The coding region runs from base 1 to 891 and encodes 296 amino acids. The record is from RefSeq and is a predicted model, not a curated record. NCBI's taxonomy places the organism in Eukaryota, Metazoa, Chordata, Actinopteri, Pomacentridae.
AUGGAGCCUCGGCUGUUGUGCUGUGAGGGGAACAAGCCUGGUGUCCGGAGGGCCUACCGAGACUCCAACCUGUUGACUGACCGGGUACUGCACGCUCUGCUGCGGGCAGAAGACAAGUACCUCCCCGCCGCCAACUACUUCAAAUGCGUCCAGAGUGAAAUGGCUCCGUACAUGAGGAGGAUAGUGGCUACUUGGAUGUUGGAGGUGUGUGAGGAGCAGAAGUGUGAGGAGGAAGUUUUUCCACUGGCCAUGAACUAUAUGGAUCGCUUCUUGUCAGUGGAACCCACAAAGAAAAACCACCUCCAGUUAUUGGGAGCUGCAUGCAUGUUCCUGGCAUCCAAACUGAAGGAGACAAUCCCACUCACUGCUGAGAAACUCUGCGUCUACACAGACAACUCCAUCACACCUUCUCAGCUGCUGCAAAUGGAGCUGCUGGUUUUGAACAAGCUGAAGUGGGACCUGGCUUCAUUAACCCCUCUUGACUUCAUCGACUUUUUCCUGUCUCGGCUGUCUGUCUGGACAGAGAACAGACCUAUACUCAGGAAGCACGCUCACAUCUUCGUUGCGCUGUGUGCCACAGAUGUUAAAUUCAUAGCCUGCCCUCCAUCCAUGGUAGCGGCAGGCAGCGUGGUGGCAGCAGUGGAGGGCUUACAGGCGAAAAUGGAGGGCAACACAAUGACGUCUCAGAAACUGACGGAGCAGCUGGCACAGACCAUCAGGAGUGACCCGGACUGUCUCAGAGCAUGUCAGGAACAAAUAGAGUCAUUGCUGGAAACCAGUCUCAGACUGGCACAACAACAACCCCACUCAAUUACCAUGGAAACAAAGAACAUGGGUGAAGGACAGGACCUCUCAGCUACGCCCACAGAUGUACAGGACAUAAACAUCUGA